AACAAAUCAGAGCUUUUGUCUCCUCAGUGGCUGUCUGGGAGUUCGGUAGGAAAAGCAAAAUGUAUCACUAAAUUCUACGAAUUACAAUGUACAGUAUUUAUAUGUAUAUAUAUAUAUAUAUUUUAAUAGGGUAUCCAUCGCAUUGUGCAAAAUAUAACGUUCAAGGACAGUGUAGUUUUUUUUUUUGUUUUAUGUACUUUGUUUAUACAAUUAAAUAUAAUUCCAGAUAAUUGAAAAGAGAAAAAAAAGUCAACAUUGUAUUUGAGUGAAGUAUGUUUUGAACUGAAAAGUACAUUUGUACCACAUAUUUUAAAUAGUUAAGCCGGACGAGACACGACAUAAGGAAUCAGGAAUGUGUGAAAUGUGGUUACUUUACACUCUGCUUGUGUUUGCACUGUCUGGAAUUUCGAACGGAAACAAUCUCCCUAGUGCUAUGAAAAGUUCAGUAUGGGGACCAGGUCUGGAACCCAAUAUCGUGCUUCCAGCUCGGUAUUUCUUUAUUCAGGCUGUGGAUAAUAGCGGUCAAAAUUUUACUUCAUCUCCUGGAGAAAGCACAUUUCAGGUGAAGAUUUUUGCACCUGGUGAAGAAUUUUCAAGGAUCUGGGUGCAAGUGUUGGACAGGAAGGAUGGCUCAUUUGUGGUCAGAUACAGAAUGUAUGCAAGCUACCCAAAUCUCCAGAUUGAUGUACAACUUCAAGAUAAACAUGUGGCAAAGUCCCCAUAUACAUUGACCGGACCGGUGUAUCAUGAGAAUUGUGAGUGCCCAGAAGAUGACAGUGCUAAAUGGUUGGAACAUAUGCAUUGCCCUCAGAGCAUACCACAGAUUCUUCGUGAUUUAGCGUUUUUUCAAACUAUUGAUCCAGACAAGAUUGUCAAAGAAAUUACAAAGAGGUUUGGACAGAGACAAAGUCUGUGUCACUACACAAUCAAAGAUAACCAGGUCUACAUUAAAACCCAUGGAGAACAUGUUGGCUUUAGGAUAUUUAUGGAUGCCCUUUUACUUUCUCUUACCAGAAAAGUAAAACUGCCAGAUGUGGAAUUCUUUGUGAAUCUGGGAGACUGGCCAUUAGAGAAAAGAAAACCCACUGAGAAGCUUCAUCCUAUCUUAUCCUGGUGUGGGUCUAAUGAAACAAGAGACAUUGUCAUGCCAACAUACGAUUUAACAGAAUCUGUUUUGGAGACCAUGGGCCGUGUGAGUCUGGACAUGAUCUCGGUUCAGGCCAACACAGGGCCUAUCUGGGAGGACAAGAAUAGCACUGCAUUCUGGAGAGGCCGGGACAGCCGAAGAGAGAGGCUAGAGUUGGUGAAACUCGCACGCAAACAUCCAGAUUUAAUUGAUGCGGCCUUCACAAACUUCUUCUUCUUCAAACACAAUGAGAGUCUCUAUGGCCCGCUAGUAAAGCAUGUGUCGUUUUUUGAUUUCUUUAAGUACAAAUAUCAAAUCAAUAUUGAUGGUACCGUAGCUGCAUACAGACUGCCUUACCUGCUGGCUGGCGACAGUGUUGUCUUGAAGCAGGACUCAAUCUAUUAUGAGCACUUUUACAAUGACCUGAAACCCUGGGAGCAUUACGUUCCAUUUAAAAGGGAUUUGAGUGAUCUUCUGGAAAAGAUACAGUGGGUGAAAAAUCAUGAUGAAGAGGCCAAGAAAAUUGCAAAAGCUGGUCAGGAAUUUGCCAGGAAUAGUCUCAUGGGGGACACUAUAUUUUGUUACUAUGUUAAACUCUUCCAGGAGUAUGCCAACUUGCAAGUAGGUGAACCAAAAAUAAGAGAAGGAAUGGAGUUAGUGGAGCAACCAAAAGAUGACCUCUUCCCAUGUACCUGUCACAGAAAGGAGGUUAAAGAUGAACUUUAACAGCCAUAACGCAAUACCGUGUGCCAGUGUUUAGGCGUUAGCUGGGAUAAAUCCACAGUGCCAAAUAUGUUUUUAAUUGUUACAAAAACAAGGAACCUAGUUUUGUUAAUGUUUAGUAUACAUUGUGUAUAUUCUUGUAUUUUAUAGAAGUGGUGUCAGGAGAAUUAAUUGUAAUAAAGAUGUGUUCCAACAUUUAUUAAAA
Messenger RNA from Acipenser ruthenus (sterlet), 2054 nucleotides. Its product is annotated as protein O-glucosyltransferase 2-like. Gene Ontology annotation, cellular component: endomembrane system. The transcript has 10 exons. The coding region runs from base 353 to 1852 and encodes 499 amino acids. NCBI's taxonomy places the organism in Eukaryota, Metazoa, Chordata, Actinopteri, Acipenseriformes, Acipenseridae. The record is from RefSeq and is a predicted model, not a curated record. Gene Ontology annotation, molecular function: protein binding; glucosyltransferase activity.